This is a messenger RNA of Cavia porcellus (domestic guinea pig), 1245 nucleotides long. RefSeq names its product biphenyl hydrolase like (gene Bphl). The coding region runs from base 69 to 944 and encodes 291 amino acids. The transcript is spliced from 7 exons. Gene Ontology annotation, molecular function: serine hydrolase activity. The record is from RefSeq and is a predicted model, not a curated record. NCBI's taxonomy places the organism in Eukaryota, Metazoa, Chordata, Mammalia, Rodentia, Caviidae.
AAGGGUUCAGGAGACUAGGGGCAGGGUCCCGCGCGUGCGCAUUCCUGGCUACGGAGGGACCAGGCACCAUGGCGGCCGCCGUAGGUUGCCGAGUAGGUUCGCGGCUGCGGCUACUUUCCUCGCACCUGAAGCCCAGUAUCCCUGUUCCCCGAGCCGGGCCAGCGGCCGCGUUUGGCACCUCAGUAAGCUCUGGCAAAGUAGCUGUGAAUGGUGUUGACCUGCAUUACCAGCGCACCGGAGAGGGCGAGCACGCCGUCCUGCUGCUUCCAGGGAUGCUGGGAAGUGGCGAGACAGAUUUUGCACCUCAACUUAAGAGCCUAAGUAAGAAGCUCUUCACAGUGGUUGCCUGGGACCCCCGAGGAUACGGCCAUUCCAGGCCCCCAGAUCGAGAUUUUCCACUGGACUUUUUUGAAAGAGAUGCAAAAGAUGCGGUGGAUUUGAUGAAGGCGCUGAAGUUCAAGAGGGUCUCCCUGCUGGGGUGGAGCGACGGUGGCAUCACCGCGCUCGUCGCCGCGGCCAGGUACCCGUCGUACAUCAGCAAGAUGGUGAUCUGGGGAGCAAACACCUACGUGACCGACGAGGACGAGAGGAUCUAUCUGGGUAUCCGAGAUGUUUCUAAAUGGAGUGAGAAAGCACGGAAGCCUCUCGAAGCCCUUUAUGGCUAUGACUACUUUGCCAAAACCUGUGAAAAGUGGGUGGAUGGCAUAAGACAGUUUAAACAUCUCCCCGAUGGUAACAUCUGCCGGCACCUGCUUCCCCUGGUCCAGUGUCCCACGCUCAUUGUGCAUGGGGAGAAGGACCCCCUGGUCCCACGUUUCCACGCGGACUUCAUCCACAAGCACGUGAGAGGCUCGAGGUUGCAUCUGAUGUCAGAAGGCAAACACAAUCUGCACUUACGUUUUGCAGAUGAGUUCAAUAAGUUAGCAGAAGACUUCCUGCGAUGAAAGGCCCCUAAGAAUCCUUGUGUCUUGUUGCAUCCUAGUGUGGGGCUGGAUUAUGGGCCUGCUGAUGACCACAGUGCCUCUGGGCCCCUGUCCCUAUGUCACACCUCAGUCCACUUGCAUUUCCAGGCUUCCUAAAACCCCCUCCGCAGUGUGACCUUAAUCAAACAGAAUCAUGAAGACCGUCUGUGGCUUUCAUAGUUUACCAAGAUUGAUUUUUUUUUUUUUUAACAUUGAGAGUUUCUAUCAUUGUCUUAAAAAAUUCCCACCAUAAUUUCUGCCGAAAUAAAUUUUAGAUGGCACA